UGAUACAGAGCCCUCAGGGUGACUGUUGGCUCCCUGGGAACUGGAUGAGAGUCUGUGUGUAACAGUUCACAGUAAUAGAUAAGCCUCAGCUUGUCGGUUUACUGUGUGAGUGGUUAUACUUUUACAUAUCUAAUGCAUAACGGUGUCUUUUGAGAGCAGCAUCAGGCCCCGAUUCUCUUAUCUGUUUUCAUAUUCUCCUGCCUGUAUGUGUGUCUAUGUAACCUUGCUUCUGUCAAUGAGUGCUCAGCUCUGGUUUACUAGAGAUCAUAUCUCCUUCUCCCCUUACCAUCUGCAUUUACAUCUAAUUUGCUUGUUCUGUCUAUUUUGUACCACACAGUUUGUUGUGUAGUCAUUCUGGAAGUCUCCUGUUUGGGGAUGGGGCGGUGAUCAGGAUGAGACGUUUGACUCAGACAUUUCAUUUGUUGCCUUGAUAGAUGGCUCUUCCCUAUCAUCGGCCACAUGGGUAUCUGUACAUCGGCGGGAGUCAUUCGGGACUUUGCGGGCCCUUACUAUGUCUCCGAAGACAACAUGGCAUUUGGGAAGCCGGUGAAAUACUGGAAACUGGAUCCAAACAAAGUGUACUCCAGUGGUCCCAGUGCUUGGGAUACAGCUGUGCAUGAUGCCUCAGAAGAGUACAAGCACCGAAUGCACAAUCUCUGCUGUGACAACUGUCACUCUCAUGUGGCGUUGGCCUUAAACCUGAUGAGAUACGAUAACAGCACCUCCUGGAACAUGGUCAAACUUUGCUUCCUCUCCCUCCUGCAUGGGAAGUAUGUCAGCAUAGGAGGGUUCGUGAAGACCUGGCUUCCCUUUGUCCUUUUCUUGGGGGUGAUCCUGACAGUCAUUCUGACCCUUCAUUUGCGGUGAUGGAUAUUGUGAACUUCUCUUCCCAUUGGUACACAAGGGAUGAAACUGUGGUUGCUGAUCAAACAGGCUGGGGACACAGAACGCUGGGAGUCACUAAAAAAGAAGAUGGCAUCUUGACUUGAUAGGAAUGGCUCUGAUGUGUCCAUCCUGGGAGUGAUGUCUUUUGUUCCGUAUUAUGUCAUUGGGGUCUCCCCAUAUUUUGGGGCUGGGGCCUCUGAAUUUGGCUGCUCACCUCUCCUGCUGGUUGGUUUUGGGAGUGCACCCUGCAAGCUAUGAUCUCGACACAGGGUAAUGUUGCAAGGGCUAAACCUGCCUCUUAGUACCUGGACAGCCUCCUUAGCACAAGCAGAUACUCAUUGUAAGGUUUUCUGUGAUCUGGGGCUGCCUUUACAUAGCUACUUAUUUCCUCUCAGCAAACUUCAUCACGUGCUGCUUAUCGGUUACACUUCCCAGAUAUGGUGAAUUUCUGAAUUUUGGGGUAGGGAGGGAGAGUGCCUUUAUUGCACAAAUCUUCUAUAGCACACAUUUCCAAGUGGAGGCUGGAGUCUCCUAGCAGCCAUGCUCACCUGCUGGGGUAUGUAAUGCCACUGUACUUGCGUACAAUCUCCCUUGCACCUGGUAGUGAAACAGUGGUGCUGGUGGUUCCUCUGAUAACAUUCAUGAGCAUUCUCCUGUGGCAGGACAGCUCUGCUAUCAACUAGCAGCCUCUGAAUGAGGGCAACUGCACUAAAGCACGCAUAGAUUUUAGGCUGGGAGUGGCUCCUAGCAGUUUGUGCACUUCCAGAGACAAGUGAUCAGAAUCUGCACAUCUGGUCCCUGACGCACACAGUGUACCUCCCCUGCUCUGUCUCUUUCCAUUUUGUUUUCCUGCAACAGUUUACUUUUCUGUAGACCCUAACACUUGCGUACUACAGCUUAACCAUGCCAUUGCAAUAGGGAUGGUGAUAUGGUGGCGGCAGCAGCAUACCUGUGGGAUGGUACAUUGAGCUGUGGGUUUCUAAAACCUAUUUGCUCUGCUCUGGAGUAAAACUUUUGAAUUCCAAGCCACUUGACGGUGAGUAUAAAAUAUUUAUUGAAGUGUUUGAAGACAUGCACUUGAGAAACUUCAGUUUGCUGUUUCCCUUAAGCAAGGGCUUAUGGAAGGUAGCCUCUGUGCCAUACUUCAGGGUGGUGGCGGUUUUCCUACAGCUGGUCUCAAGUUAUUGAACAUGAAGAUCUAUUUGCUUCCAAGGCAGAUGCAUUAUUACACCUUGAAAAGAUCAGUGUUACGUUACACUGAUGUAGAAGCAUUCACCGGACUGCUUUGUGGGAUCCCUUAUGAAAGCUAAAGAAAGAUUGUUGGUGAAGAGACCAACUUGAUAUCCCUAGAAUCUGCUCACUCACCAGAGUCCAGGCAGCACAGAUGUAGGCUGGGCAAGCUUCCCAUAGAUGUAAGCCAAUAAAUGUGCCUCAAUCCUGACCUGGAGGCACUUCCUAAGAAAAUCAGUUUCCAUGUUUGUGCAUUCCUUAACCUCUCUGCUCAGGGUGCUGUCCAGCAUGCCCAUUGUGAUGGCUGGCUUUUACAGUGGCCACUUGUCUGUUAUGAACUGCGGCAAGCAUGCCUACACAAUCACAGAGGGGGAUUCAUUUUUCAACUCUGCUGCUUUAAAAGGACAAUUCUUUACCAUAGCAAUAAAUCCCCGCCUCAAGACACUUGUGUUAUGGGCAACCGCAUGACCCUUCUCUCUAAGGGGACCCUUGCUUAGUUGCAUGCCACUUUCACUGGUUCCCGUGCCUCUUGAAAGAUCAUUCCAGACCACACUUGUGGCUUUCAGAGAUCUCUGUGCAUAAUCCUCCAGCUCCGGAGGAGGAAAGGGACUUCCCUUGCACAGCUCCGUCUCUGCUGUCUGGCAUCCAGUUUUCUUUAGCAUCACUUUCCUUGCUAGCCUAAGAAGGUCACAUAGAUGCUGCAUUGUCUUUCCCUUACACCUAAAACUCAAAUCCUUUUCUUGUCUCUCCAAGGGUCAGUUAUUUCGAGCACGAGUGGAGAAUAGGCUGCUUGCUGCUAAAUAAAGUCUAGGCUGAUUAGAUAUUAAAGGUCUCCCAUCAAAGUGAACCUUACAGUGAGAGUGUGGUGUCUAACCAAGUUACCCUAUGCUGUUUCAGUUAUCACCUGGCCAAGUUAUUACUGAGAUAACAGGCCUGGCCAAUUGAAUAGGAAAGACACUUAGGCUACAUCUACACUGCCCUCUCUUGCACAAGAAAAUAUGCAAAUUAGGCAUAGUGGUAAAUAUUGCUGUGCCUCAUUUGCAUACUUAAGGAGCUGCCAUUUUUGCGCAAGGGGCUUUUGCACAAAAAGCCAUCUACACAGCUCCUUUUUCUGCAAAAAACCUCCUCUUGCACAAGAGCCGUUCUGCUGCUUUUUUCAGGAAGAACGGCUCUUGCGCGAAAGCCCCUUGUGCAAAAAUGGUGGCUCAUUAAGUAUGCAAAUGAGGCAUGGUGAUAGUCAUAUUUUCAUAUUUUCUUGCGCAAGAGAGGGCAGUGUAGACAUAGCCUUAGUGCUUGAAGUGACCUGCCAGGAAUGGUAUCAGGGAAACUCCAGAAAUCUCUUCCAGAGCUAGACCCCAACCUGCUUGGUGCAGAAGCAGCUGUCCUGAUACAUGUUGGGUCGACUUGUGAGAGAUGUCCCGUAAGCAAUGCAAGUGUUGCCAAAGUUGAAGCUUUGACACUCUCAGUGGCUGAAGUAGGAGCCCUUCUACUGGCCACAAUCCCCAUUUCUGUGUGUUCAGAAAGUAUCUUUGCCAUCUCAUCUUGCGUACACCCCCCACAAUACCCCACUGUCAGGAGUAUUAGAAACGCGUUAAUAGCACCCACCUAGAGGAUUGUCCGAUCUGAAGUGGGGAUUGUGCAGUGCACCUUUAGCUGAUACAGGCAUCAGACUGGGAAUGAAUGCACGAACCUGAUUGCAGCAGCGACGGUGCUGUUGUCAGUGCUUUCUACAAGUCCUACCUGAAGGACUAGCUCCUGCUCAGGCUCUGGCCCUGGUUUCACAGACACCGAAGGAGUGUGCAGGAGUCACGCAUAGCUAUUCAGGGCAGCCUAAGGGGGCGAACAAUCUAGGAGGAACCCCAAGAUUUGGGUACCCUGAUGCCUCUGAAUGUGCCAAGCUGUCACACUUAGUAAGACAGGCCAAAGGAAACUUGGCACAGCUCUGUUGCUCCCAGAGCUAUAAGCAGAGAACCAGGCACCUGUCUCUACUGGUAAAAUUCAGGCCCACCAAGCUCCAGAAGUGACAAUAAUAAUGGUCACUACUAUAGUGCAGAUGGGACAGGUGGGGUUUUUUAUGACCCAUGCUGUCUAACUGGGAGCUGCUCCUGGAAGUAGCUACACAUCUGAUUAUUUUUCCCUUUGGUGUAGGCAAGUAGCUUUGACUGAUGGACUUGCAGCUGUCCUCAUGUUGCCUACAAAGGGCAUGCUGCUCCUUUUUGAAUAGCGGUGUAAAGGAUUAACACCUAUUGCUGAGGUGUUGCCAUUGUUCAGUAUUUCCCUCUUAAGAACACUCUCCCACGAGGGUCUAGGGCCCCCUGACCUAUCCAUUGCUUGUCUCAAGCAGGUCUGUUGCCAAGCUCCUUGGAUUUGCCUCUGUUCUUUGUUAGGCCCCUGACCUUGUGAUUUGUUCUCAUUAUAUCAGGGCUAUUUUGUAAAUAUUGAAUUCUGCUGCUGUGAUUUCAUAAUUCCAGUGGUGGGAAAAAUAAACUCAUUUCUGUGUA
Molecule: messenger RNA, 4616 nt
Organism: Pelodiscus sinensis (Chinese soft-shelled turtle)
Lineage: Eukaryota; Metazoa; Chordata; Testudines; Trionychidae
Source: RefSeq, a predicted model, not a curated record